Messenger RNA from Aureobasidium musti, 918 nucleotides. Lineage: Eukaryota; Fungi; Ascomycota; Dothideomycetes; Dothideales; Saccotheciaceae. The record is from the annotation of a GenBank genome assembly.
AUGGCCACGACUAGCAGCGCAACUGGAACUACUGGCGUCACGAGCCAGUCUCUGCUUAAGGACAAUAUAACUCUCCAUGACACUGCAGAUGUCGAACCUGAGCACAGGCUGCACAGCUCUUCAAGCGAUGUUGAUGAUUCAACAGAAGCUUCGAACGGCCCAGAAUUUGACCCAGCACAUUGCCUCUUCUGCCUCGACAUCUCCGAAGACAUCGAUACCAACCUCGACCACAUGUCCAAGUCUCACGGCAUGAAUAUUCCGUCACCACACCAGCUUACCGUUGAUCCGACAACUCUUCUGGCAUACCUGAACCUUGUCAUCUCAGUCUACCAUGAAUGUCUAACCUGUGGCACACAAAGACGCAACACCCAGGCAAUUCAACAACAUAUGCUUGGCAAGAAGCAUUGUGCUUUCGACAUCUCUGACGUGGAGUCUGAGUAUCGAGAAUUCUGGGAAUUUGAAGGAGAUAGUCCAGAAGUCGAUGUUGACGGCGAUAACGUCACAUUGCCUUCAGGGAGAGUGAUUAUGUCUCGUUCUGUGAGAUCUACUCAACAGCGGCAAAGAUCAUCAGUUCAACAUGUGGCUCCACUGUCGCUUUCAUACACAUCAUCCUUAGAAGCUUCGGACCUCAACGACACAUCAACCUCCGAUCAACCUUCUCACAAGCAAGCACUCACGAGACAAGACCUUCGUGCAUUGAGGAUGGACAAACAGCUCGGCACACUUAAUUCCAAUGAUCGUCUUGCUCUGGCGCAUCUUCCUGCUCCUCAGCAACGUGCCAUAUUACUUGCACAACGCAGCCAAUUACAAACGGCCAGAAGACAGCAGAGGGCGAUGGAAUCAAGGCUUCAACGAAAGAACAAUCAGACAAUGAUGAAGCAUUUUGUGUCCGAUGUGCCAGGUCCGAAAUUAGGUUGA